AACUGUUCUUUGUGAAUUCUUCAACUUAAAAGAAGAAGAAAUAUUGUGUUUGCUUCGCAAAGUAAAAAUAAGUUUAAUAAAGUUAGAAAUUCGCACAUUUUUUACCAAUAAAAAAACACAAUGAGUUUUCAAUUACCUGGAACAAAUACCCCUGCAACUGGUGGCUUCUCCUUUGGGGCACCCAACACUUCAGCAACAGCAGCACAACCCGCUGCAGCUGCUGCCAAACCGGGUGGUUUCUCAUUUGGCGCCACAGGCGGUGGUGAUGCUGGGUCCAAACCUUUAGGAUUUGGGUUUGGAGCAACUGCUACUCCGGCCGCUAGCACAUCAGCACCGGCGGCUGCCACCGCUACACCAACAUUCGGUUUAGGCGGUGGUGCUGCUACUACAGGUUUUGGAUUUGGAGCUGCAACAUCAGCCGCAGCUACCACUACUACAGCGGCUGCCCAACCAGCUGCCCCCUCAUUCGGUUUAACAUCCACAGCUACUUCACAGUCUGGUGGUACGAGUUUUGGUUUUGGUGCCACAACACCAGCGGCAACAUCUGCCUCUGCUGCCGCUACAGCUGCUACUACUAGUACAACAUCAGCUGCGGCAACUUCUGCAGCUCCCUUGGCUAGCGGUUUUUCAGCUUUUGCAGCGCCAGCAGCAACUACCUCUACGGCAGCAGUAACCUCGUCAGCAACAUCAUCAUUGACCGUUCCAGCAUCUUCGGCAGCCACAACAACAGCCCCGGCCACCACAGGUUUUGCUAGUUUAACAACCGCAACAAAAACUACAGAUUCCUCCUCAAUGCCACCGAACGCCUCCCAAUUGUCCUACAACCAGCUAGAGGAACACAUUAACAAAUGGACCCUGGAAUUAGAGGAUCAAGAAAAAGUAUUUACCGAUCAGGCCACCCAAAUAAAUGCCUGGGAUAAAAUUCUCAUUAGCAACAAUCAAAAAAUUCUCGAUUUAAAUGAUGCCGUACAAAAGGUGAAAUCCGAUCAACAGACUUUGGAGCAAGAACUUGAGUUUAUAGCCACACAACACAAGGAAUUGGAGGAAAGUAUUAUGCCGUUACAAAAAGAAUUCAUGAAAAUACCACAGGUAGAUGUCGAACGUUCCCAGACCUAUUUAAUGGUAGAGAAUCUAGAUACACAAUUGAAACAAAUGUCCGAGGAUCUUAAGGAGAUUAUUGAUAAUUUGAAUGAAUCGAAUAAAUGCCAGGAUAACUCGGAUCCCAUUAUACAAAUAGGCAAAAUUCUCAAUGCUCACAUGAGUUCAUUGCAAUGGAUUGAACAGAGUACAUCUUCCAUUGGCAAUAAAUUGGAAGAUAUAACAAAAAUGCAUGAAACCUUUAAAAGGGACUCGGAAAGAUCUUUUCGAUCGGCUUAUUAUAAUUAAGUAAAUGUUAAUAUGAAAUCAAAUGUUUUUUGUGAAGAACUUUUUAAUUUUAUUAAAAUAAAAUAUAUUUUCUUUAA
Lucilia cuprina (Australian sheep blowfly) is the source of this 1463-nucleotide messenger RNA. It is a transcript of the gene Nup62, whose product is annotated as nuclear pore glycoprotein p62. The record is from RefSeq and is a predicted model, not a curated record. The coding region runs from base 121 to 1386 and encodes 421 amino acids. Gene Ontology annotation, cellular component: nuclear pore central transport channel; nuclear pore. The transcript has a single exon. Gene Ontology annotation, molecular function: structural constituent of nuclear pore; phospholipid binding. Lineage: Eukaryota; Metazoa; Arthropoda; Insecta; Diptera; Calliphoridae. Gene Ontology annotation, biological process: protein import into nucleus; RNA export from nucleus.